Motacilla alba alba is the source of this 7493-nucleotide messenger RNA. It is a transcript of the gene SLC26A7, whose product is annotated as solute carrier family 26 member 7. Gene Ontology annotation, biological process: transmembrane transport. Gene Ontology annotation, molecular function: bicarbonate transmembrane transporter activity; sulfate transmembrane transporter activity; chloride transmembrane transporter activity. Gene Ontology annotation, cellular component: membrane. The transcript is spliced from 18 exons. The coding region runs from base 272 to 2221 and encodes 649 amino acids. Lineage: Eukaryota; Metazoa; Chordata; Aves; Passeriformes; Motacillidae. The record is from RefSeq and is a predicted model, not a curated record.
CAAAUUUGUGCAAACAGCAGAAAAUGGGAUCUUUGCUGUAGACAGUUCUUGCAUUUAAUGUAGCUGUUUAUGUGAUUGAAGCACUUAAUAAGUGUUUUCAUUGGGUAUAGUUACAGAACAGCUGCAGAAAUCUUAAGUGCUUCUGUUCAUUUUUUUUUCUUUGUAGUUUGGAACUGAAAAAUCUCAGAAGAAAACUGGACACUGACAGAGAUCAGGGUGAUUCCUCAACUCUGCACUCUCCUGACAGAGGCACUGCUUUUGUGGGGUAGGAAUGAUGACAGGGGCAAAAAGGAAAAGAAGUACAGUCUGGAGGAAGAUCCAGGCUGUUCGCUUUGAAGAUAUCAAAGCCUGGUGUAUGAGAAGGCUGCCUAUCUUGAAAUGGGUGCCUGUCUACAACUGGAAGGAAAAUUUGGUUCCUGAUACUGUUUCUGGGAUGAUGCUAGCCAUCCAACAGGUGACUCAAGGGCUCGCCUUUGCUGUUCUGUCUUCAGUCCAUCCAGUUUUUGGUUUAUAUGGAUCUUUUUUUCCUGUGAUUAUUUAUGCCAUAUUUGGAAUGGGACGUCACGUGGCAACAGGAACUUUUGCUUUAACUUCCUUAAUAUCUGCCAAUGCAGUUGAGCGUCUUGUUCCUUCAGUCAGAACUAAUGUCACUGCAAACAAUAAUUCAGGAAUUUUGGGUCUGUCAGAAUUUGAAAUGCAGAGGAUUGGAGUCGCAGCAGCAGUUUCAUUUCUAGGAGGAAUCAUUCAGGUGGCGAUGUUCAUGCUGCAGCUGGGCAGUGCCACUUUCUUGUUAACAGAACCCGUCAUAAGCGCCAUGACCACAGGAGCAGCUACACACGUCGUCACUUCGCAAGUGAAGUAUCUGCUGGGAAUGAAAAUGCCAUAUAUAUCGGGACCACUGGCAUUUUUUCAUAUUUAUGCCUAUGUGUUUGAGAAUAUCAGAUCAGUUCAGUUGGAGGCAUUACUUCUCUCCUUGCUGAGCAUUGUGGUACUUGUUCUUGUUAAAGAACUGAAUGAGAAAUUUCACAGAAACAUUAAAGUUGUCCUUCCCAUCGAUCUACUUUUGAUAAUUGCUACGUCCAUUGCUUGCUACUAUGCUGAUAUGGAAUACGUCUACGGGAUAGAAGUUGUGGGAAAUAUUCCUAAAGGGUUGCCAUCACCAAAAGCACCACCCAUGAGUGUCCUGCCUGAAGUAGUCACUGAAGCUUUUGGAGUGGCACUGGUCGGUUACGUAGCCUCACUAGCUCUUGCUCAAGGCUCUGCUAAAAAGUUUAAAUACACUGUGGAUGACAACCAGGAAUUUUUGGCUCAUGGCCUCAGCAACGUGAUUCCUUCAUUUUUCUUUUGCAUACCAAGUGCUGCAGCGAUGGGACGGACGGCACUUUUAUACAGCACGGGCGCCAAAACACAGGUGGCUUGUCUUAUCUCUUGUGUAUUAAUUCUUGUGGUGAUCUACACAAUUGGACCUCUGCUGUACUGGCUUCCUAUGUGUGUGUUAGCAAGCAUUAUUGUUGUGGGCUUGAAGGGGAUGCUAAUGCAGUUCCGUGACUUAAAAAAAUAUUGGAAUGUGGAUAAAAUAGACUGGAGCAUCUGGGUUAGUACCUAUGUGUUUACAAUAUGCUUUGCUGCUAACGUGGGACUGUUGUAUGGCGUUGUGUGCACUAUAGCAAUCGUGAUUUUCCGCUUUCCCAGAGCAAAGACACUCAAUUUGAAAAAUAUGAAAGAGGUGGAAUACAAAUACAAAGCAGAAGAUAAUUGUGAAUCACUAAAACAGGUAAAAAUAGUUUCAGUCAACAGCCCGUUAGUCUUUUUGAAUGCCAGAAAAUUUCAUGCUGACCUGUUAAAGACAAUCCAGAAGGAUGGCAUGAGCAGCCAGUGUGAGCAGACCACAUUGCUCUGUUCAUUUUCCAAUGGAAGUUGCCAUGGUGAGUUGGUGCAGCCAUGUCACAGUGAGCGACAUGUUUUGAUAUUAGACUGCAGUGGACUGAAUCUCUUUGACUACACUGGAGUCUCCGUGCUUCUUCAGAUUUACGUGGACUGUAAAAACAGAUGCAUCGAUGUGUUGCUAGCACAUUGCAAAGGUUCCUUGAUAAAAGCAAUGCAGUACGGUGGAAAUUUUGACUCUGAAAAUCCUGUAUUCUUUGACUCUAUUUCUUCAGCAAUUGAUGCCAUUCAGAUUCACAGGAACUACAGCAAGUUCAGUGAACAGAGUGAAGUGUGAUGCCCACCCAUUGAGUAUAGUGAGCUUCAUCUGCUCAUAUUCAAAAUGAACUACAACAUGGCUUCUCCUUCACUUUUUUCUCCAGUGGAUCUCACAGAUAAUCUUUUGUAUACCAUAUAUAUUUAGUCCAUUCAGUAACAACAGAUCUACCUUUUAGAGAGAAAAUCUUUCAUCUGUGAUCACUCAGAGAAUUUUUAUGCAAAUUGUUCUAUACUGGUUUUAUAAAAUAUUUUAAUAUACAUUUAGAUACAAAUUAUUAGAAAGCAGACACGAGGUACUGGAUUUACCAGUUAGGUGUAUUCAUUUAGGUAUGUUCUAUUGUAACAUUAGUUGUAAUAUGCAUCUGUAGUUUUGUGUAUGGAAUAGAGACAUGAAUUCUUAAAAGAGUAUGUUACAAUUGAUACAGUAUCUGCAGCAAUGUAUAUCAAUGCAUACAUUUUCUAAUGGCUUUACUUACUCUUUCCUCUGUUCAAGACAGCCAUUUGCAGUAACAGCACCACAUCACAGCUAUCAUAUACUUUCACUUUUCAUACUUGGUUUUGUAUGCUUUUUAAUGCCUGCCCAGAUCAGUGGGAGAACUUAAAAGUAUACGCAGAAAAGGCAGAUAUGUGUUGACUAAGAACACUGGAUUGCCUCCCUCUAUAUUUGUUGUCUUGUGCUAUUAUGGUUUGCUACAUUUUCAAAGCCACAGGUAUUCUUUAGCUCAGUCUGAAGAGGAAAAACUGGUAAUAUUUUUACAAAACAUGUUAUUUUUCCCAGCACAUUUUUUCCAGUCUGCAUUUCCAGUUUGAGCUGUGAUUUGUUUGGUGUUGAAAUCUUUAGCUGAGGCAGCUGAAAGGUGACCAUAGUGACACAUAAGCUGUGUGCCACACUUCAGCCACAAUCCUGAUGUGAUGUGCAGUAUACUGUGUGUGAGAACACAAAGUGGGUGGAGGAACUCACAGGUUGAGUAUUUGGUUUGUAUUUAUGGGUUGUCAGCAAUUGUAUUAGAUCACACUAUCACAUAGCUAUCGUGUUAUUUGGCAACAUAUUAAGGGCCUCCAGUACCUGAAGGGAGCCUACAAGAAACAUGGAGAGAGACUAUUUGCAAGAGCACAGGACAAGGGGAAUGGCUUCAAACUGGAACACAGUACAUUUAGACUAGAUAUUUGAAGAAAAAAUCUUCACUGUGACAAUGCUGAGGCACUGGAACAGGUUGCCCAGAGAAAUUAUGGAUGCCCUGACUCUGGGAGUGUCCAAGGUGAGGUUGGAUGGAGUUUUUAGCAACUUGUUCUAGUGGAAGGUGUCCCUGCACAUGGCAGGAUGAUGGAACCAGAUGAUCUUUAAGGGCCUUUAAAACCUAGGCCAUUCUAUAAUACUAUGUAUGAUUUUUCUCCUCUUGCCUUUGUUCCCUUAUGUGAACACCAGCAGUAAAAUGUGAGUUGAACAAAAAGGAAUCAACAAAUGAGAAAGGUAAGGAAGUAGGUGUUUUUGGUUUUUUUCACCAACUUAAAAAAUCUAUGGAAGCUAAAGGUAAAUGAAUGUGGCACAGCCAUAACAGCUAUCUUACACUACAGAGAGGAGGGAAGUACAAGGAGUCUUUGUGCAGUUGACAUCUAUAGCCAAAAUCUAGUUCAAAGCAUUCUGUUUUCAGCAGCAGUUUAUGCUUGUCUGGACCCUCCUUGCUCUGUCUGCCCAAAGCUGCUGCCUGCAAGAGAUGAGGUGGCUCAUGGAGUGACUUUUGCAUCUCUGCAUAGUUAAGACAUUGAUAUGCUUUUCCUCAAGUCUUGGUCACUCCACACUAGUAGAUGACAAUGGGAGAGAGCCAUAGGGUUUUUUUUCCCUUUCAAUUAUGAGUGACUCUUGUAGUUAUUCCCCGCUUUGUCCCACAGAGGACUAGAAAUGUUCUAUACAAGUUCUUUUGAAACUUUGGUCUUUGGUAAUUUGAGCUUUGAGCUUUGGUAAUUACUAUGCAAAAGGCUGAUAAGUAACUGUGAGAAACUCAUUAUAUGCAGGAGAAAUAAAUUCUGUAUAUUGUCCCAAGUACAUUAAUUUCAGAUGCUGUAGUUGAUUGCAAAUGGCUCAUUACAUCACUGGACUCAGUUACAGGCUAUAACAUUUGAUUAAUAAUUUCCUGAAACAGUUUUAGUAAUUUAUUAACACUUUAGAAACUAUUUACAAUGUACUUUAAUUGUAGAAGCAUCAAUUUUAUGCCACAGCUGAAUGGAGACUUCUACUUAACUGCAAACUGAAUAAAUUAAUAAAUGGUAUCUUUUCUACUAGGUUCAGCAUUUGUUCUUUGUCAGCUAAAUGUUUUUACUGAAAAUUUAUAGAUUAGUUAAUUAAUGAAAUUGUUAAAAAUAGGGUCUUUAGCAAAGAUAACAUCAUUUUUCAGGAGACUUUCACUUUUAUUCUGAAUGAUCUUGUAAAUGGAACAACAGAGAUACUUUUAAAAUUCCAUAUAGUAUUGGCUUUUUAAGAAACCUGCUGCAUUAAAUAAUCAAAAUAAUCAAUUUUGUAGUGUUUAUCAAAAUAGCUUCUAAUUUUUGAUCAGUUAAAUGGCUCGUUUAGGGAUGAACAUCUAUCUCCCAUUAGCUCCAACCUUCCAACACUGGGCUUUGGGAUAAUAUUUCUGUAAUCUAUUUUGCUAUAUAUAAUUAGUCUAAAUAACUUUCCGUCUCUGAGAGUAUGCAUUGCUAAUUAUAUUCUGUGUCUGGCAAGUGGCAUUACUCAGGAGAGUUGUUUCUCAGCAGAACAGUGUUUAAGGGGCAUGUGAAGAUAGCUGCCCUCUCAAUUUCUUCUAAAAUACCUGUACUGAGUUUAAGCUCUGUCAAACCAGACCUGCUCUAUACAACUAUGGGCAGUGAAGGAGGGAAUGUAAUUUCUUUUUUACCAUUGACUUGGAAGAGCAAAUUGCAAAUAACAAACCACUGACGCAGUUUCCAUUUCUUUACCACCUACCCUUCUGAGCUACUGAUGUUUACUAAAACAUGACUGUGCCUUGCCUGUCUUCAAAUGGCCUGGAGGUCAUUGCAAUCAGACCUCGUGGACUGCCAGGCCAUGGCUGGUCUGCUGGUGGGAUGGGAGUUGCUUCAUGUCCUUCCUGAGUUGCUCUCUGCAAAUCCUUAGUGAUGGUGUGUUUGUGCCACUGACCGAGUCAACUGAUGAACAACUGCUUAAUACUUUGGUGAAGAUUGAAGGAAACACCCUAAACCUUCUGGACUAAGUUUUGGAGGCAAUCCCCACUAUCAAUUUCUAACCUUCUCUCAAUGCUUUUUUAUAUAGACUGUCCACUAGCUUUCCUUUGGCUCUCAGAAUUAUUAGGUAAAUAUAUGGAAGCUCAACCCAAAACAUCACAGUUAGCUUCACUGGAAUGGAAUAGAAUUAAAUAGAAUAGAGUAACAUUCGAAAGAAACCAACAGGGAUCACCUAGUCCAACUGCCAUUAAAAUAAAAGAAUAUCAUAAUUAGAAUAAACCUUACUUAUUCUUCUGAUCCAGAAGGGCAAAGGGAGCCAAACUCAUCCUGUAGCAAAGAGCCUGCACAAAGUCUGUGUGUCCUUAUGGCUGUGCAGACCUGGCCACACUAUCCCAAUGGAGGUGAAUUAAAGUCAGGAACAAUUAGGGGUUUAGUUAUUUGUGCCCUGCUGCUGCAGACAUUCAUCUUUGUACUUUCGACCUUGUUUACUUGAACAUCCUUGGGGACUUUUCAGAAUAAUGCAAAGUUUCAUCAAGUGUGGUUACAUCUGUGAGCUUACGCAGUGUUAGCAGUAAGAGAAACUGUGGAGUUCUUCUGUCCUCAGUGAUUUCUAAAGGUGCAAGAGAAAGUCUGCACCUGCCAGCACAGGCUUGAGGAAGUCUCUCAUUUACAAACAGGUUUCAAGUAAUGAAACUAAUGAGUUUACUACUCUUAGUAAGCAAUUCUGAAAAUCUAACCAUUCACUUUGCUUCCUGUAUGUAUACUUACAUGCUCAGAGUUUUUAUUGCAAAAUUCAGUAUGUAUGAGUCACCAAGCUUUUGCAAAUCAGUGCUUCAAGUUUUGUACAUUUGGUGUAUUCUGCACUUCAUAGGAGAACUUAAAUACAAGGGUUUUUUUUGCAGAGAUGGUCCAAAGUUAUCAGAGAUGAUAUAUUUACUUGAUGUGUUUAGGAAUUUUUAGUUAUUUUUAGGAACUUAUUUUACAUUUUAAAUAGUAUAUCAUGUGAGUAAAGAGUUUUUCUCAACAUUUAAGAUUUGCUAACUAGAGGUGAUCUGAUCAUAUGCUCUUACAGAAUUUGUUUCACACAUUCCAAAACAAAGCAAGCAAUGAAGAAAAAAAGAGAGAGCAAACUGAUGUUAAAGAAUGAGUAUAAUGGCAAUUAAAAAUUAGGCAUAAAAUAUAUAAUAAGGAAAAGACUGUUAACAUUAUAUUUAUGCAAAUUAAAUGUGUCUAAUUCUUGUCAUAUGUCUUUCAUUUUAAAGGUUAUUUGCCCUGAUUCUGUGAUUCAAGUGUCACAAGGUCUGGCUGUAGCUGCUUUGACAAAAUUUAUUUGACAGCUCUGUGUAUCAUAAAUAUAUAAUGUAACAAGGAAAGGUAUCUUCACUGUUGAAUGAAAACAUUAAUGUGUCAAUACUGUGUAUGAAUACUGUUUGACAUUUACUAGUUUCAAAAAUAAAAUACACAGUAUGUCUUGAAAAUAUGGUAUUCCUAUUUUUGGAAGAUACUUUCUUUGUCUUCAUAAAUAAUUGAAGGAGCACAGUUCCAGAGUGCAUGCUAAAUGGUGCCUUCAUCAUUAAGAUAGAUUUUACUAAAGAUGACAUAAUCUGUAUGUUUCCAUAUGUUUUAUAAUGCAUUUAAAUAUUUUUUCUUUUUCUGAUUCCAUGUAUUAGCAUAUGCAAGAAUAAAUUUAUACUGAAAUAAAUUGGAAUAUGAGACAACUUGCAUGUAGAAGGAGGGAAAUGCCCUCAUUAUUUCAAUUCUUUUUUUUUUUACAUUCUGUACUAGCCACUUUGUUAGGAGAUAUGCUGCCUUCUCCAACCUCAAAAUGUAUUAAAUCUUAUCAAUGAAAAAAGAGAAUUUGCCUUACAUUCAGAAGUUUUAUUCCCUCACAGCACUUAAAGGAGUAUGGCAUGUAAUACAUUUUUACCUCUAUCAGAAAUACAGAAAUCUUGGUCCAAUUUCUCCAGUAUUGCCUCUUUGCAUGCACAGUCGUUUGAAUAUGUCUUUUUUUAAUUGUCAUUUGCAUCUACAGAUGGUGCACCUCAUAUCCAACUGGCACAUACUGAUGGCAUGGCUUAUAUACAGUCUGUGGCUUA